Messenger RNA from Daldinia caldariorum, 1076 nucleotides. RefSeq names its product Ctr-domain-containing protein. Gene Ontology annotation, molecular function: copper ion transmembrane transporter activity. The transcript has 3 exons. The record is from RefSeq and is a predicted model, not a curated record. Gene Ontology annotation, cellular component: membrane. The coding region runs from base 164 to 856 and encodes 230 amino acids. Gene Ontology annotation, biological process: copper ion transmembrane transport. Lineage: Eukaryota; Fungi; Ascomycota; Sordariomycetes; Xylariales; Hypoxylaceae.
GUAAGUCGAGUACCGCCAACAAAGACUUGAGUCUGGACUUGGUUCAUACUUGGCUGUCUUUACAAUCUCCGUAGCAGGUUUAUUUUUAGCUAUCGCUGUUGCUAUCUUCUCAAGAACAUCAAAAACGUUCUCGCUCGUCGAAAAUUAUUGUCUUACUACCAAAAUGGAAGGGAUGUCUAUGCCAUUAUCUAUGGGGUCCUCAGUGUCAUCUACGAGACAUUCAACCCUGAGUACCCUAAUACCAACGCCCACAGCAAGCACGGGAGGUACCGAUAAUAUGGACAACAACAUGGAGGGUAUGGGAGAUAUGGAAACACAAGUGGGAGGGUGUAAGAUCUCUAUGCUCUGGAAUUGGGACACGGUCGACACCUGCUUUUUAUCGGAGUCAUGGCAAGUUAAGUCUCCUGGUGGAUUCGCAGGUCUAUGUAUCGGUAUUGUCCUGCUCGUAAUCCUACUCGAGUUUUUACGUCGCGCCUCCAAGAUCUACGACCGAUACUUGAUCCGCCAGCACGCAAGGGCGACGAAAGUCCUCGCCGCAACGUCCGUGAACAAUUCCACAGAUACUGCCAACGGGGCUCUCAUAGUAAAAGAAGGCACCACAGCCCUGCCUCAUACCACACCAUUUAGACCUAAACUCUGGCAGCAGGGCAUCCGUGCUUUACUACAUACGCUUCAUUUCGCCCUAGCCUAUUGGAUUAUGUUACUUGCUAUGUACUAUAACGGAUACAUAAUUAUUUGCAUCAUCAUCGGCGCCUUUAUAGGGUUCUUUCUACUCCAAUGGGAACGUCUAAGUCCUCGAAGCGACGGCGAAACUGGCUUUGACAGUGGAACAGAAGCCACCGGCUGUCACGGAUAAACUCUAUAAGAUUGACGCGAAUAGGUUGUAUAAUAUUAAGGAUCGGGAGAAAGAGCAAAAGUUCUAUAGUCAAAGUUAAUUCAUUAGGACCGCAACUUGUAGAAUAGAUAGAGGUAUGAGUGUAGGAUCUGCGUAGCCUGAAAUACCUAGAUUUAGCAGCUACCUCCUCAGAUACUUACCUCCUAUAUAAUAACUGGAUAUUUCCUUAGUACUGAUAUCU